ACCUAAUUCAUUUGGAAGUCUGGUGAGUGGUAAAGGCAGAGGAAUUUCUCUUCCCUGGCACACCACACGACACCGCUCUCUCUCUCUCUCUCCGUCUUUCAAGUCUGCUAGUCAACACCGGCAUUCACAGAAGCCACAAAGCUGACCUAAUUUGCAUUUAAAUUCUCUGUCUUCUCUUCUGCUAUCUCCCUUCUCCAUUCUCCAUUCUCCAUUCUUCAUUUCAAUUCCAAAUUCUCUUCCCUUCGAUAUUCGCCGUGAUUGUUCUUCUAUCGGAUUGACAGAGGAAGAGGAAUAAUCACAGUCAUGGCGCAAAGGAGUUUCAUCGUUGAGGUCGAGAAAGCUAAGGGGGCGAGUGAAGGGAGGCCAUCGAGGGGACCUGUUUACCGCAGCCUUUUCGCCAAGGAUGGAUUCCCUGCUCCUAUCCCCGGUCUCGAUAGCUGCUGGGAUGUUUUCCGAUUGUCUGUUGAGAAAUAUCCAACAAAUCCAAUGCUUGGUACCCGGGAAAUUGUGGAUGGGAAGCCUGGCAAGUACAAGUGGAAAACUUACAAAGAAGUAUAUGAUGUGGUGAUGAAAAUUGGGAAUUCCAUCCGCAGCUGUGGUUAUGGAGAAGGUGUUAAAUGUGGUAUUUAUGGUGCCAAUUCUGCUGAGUGGAUUAUGAGCAUGGAGGCCUGCAAUGCACAUGGACUUUAUUGUGUUCCUUUAUAUGAUACCUUAGGUGCUGGGGCUGUAGAAUUUGUAAUAUGCCAUGCAGAGGUCUCAAUUGCAUUUGCAGAAGAAAAGAAGAUACCUGAGCUAUUGAAGACAUUUCCAAAUACAACAAAGUAUCUCAGGACACUUGUGAGCUUUGGGAAUGUUACCCCUGAACAAAAGCAAGAAGUUGAAAAGUUUGGGUUGGCAAUAUAUUCUUGGGAGGAAUUUUUACAAGUGGGUCAAAAUCAGACGUUUGAUCUUCCUGUGAAGAAAAGUAGUGACAUCUGUACAAUAAUGUAUACUAGCGGAACUACUGGUGACCCCAAGGGAGUGUUAAUAUCCAAUGAGAGUAUUAUUACCCUCUUAGCUGGGAUUAAACGAUUUCUGGAAAGUGUCAAUGAACGUUUGCAUGAUAAGGAUGUAUACCUAUCAUACCUUCCUCUUGCUCAUAUCUUUGAUAGGGUAAUUGAGGAGGCAUUCAUAUGGCAUGGUGCCCAAAUAGGUUUCUGGCGUGGGGAUGUCAAAUUGUUAAUUGAAGACAUUGGGGAGCUAAAACCAUCUGUUUUUUGUGCUGUUCCUCGAGUGCUUGAUAGAGUGUACUCAGGUUUGACGCAGAAGAUUUCUUCUGGGGGCUUCCUUAAAAAGACAUUAUUCAACUGUGCUUACUCAUACAAGUUGCAUAACAUGAAUAAAGGGCUUAAGCAUGGAGAGGCAUCUCCACUUCUUGACAGAAUUGUAUUUGACAAGGUAAAGCAAGGUUUAGGGGGUAAUGUACGUCUUAUUUUGUCUGGAGCAGCACCUCUCUCUACACACGUGGAAGGUUACUUGCGGGUGGUGUCUUGUGCUCAUGUCCUACAAGGAUACGGUCUGACUGAAACCUGUGCGGGAACCUUUGUCUCAUUACCAAAUGAAAUGGAAAUGCUUGGAACAGUGGGCCCUCCUGUACCAAAUGUGGAUGUGUGUCUGGAAUCUGUUCCUGAAAUGGGGUACGAUGCCCUUGCAAGUACACCAAGAGGAGAAAUUUGUGUAAAGGGAAAAACCUUGUUUUCGGGGUACUACAAACGUGAAGACCUCACGAAAGAGGUUCUGAUUGAUGGAUGGUUCCAUACAGGUGAUAUUGGAGAGUGGCAACCUAAUGGAAGCAUGAGAAUUAUUGAUCGGAUGAAGAAUAUAUUUAAGCUUUCACAAGGAGAAUAUGUUGCUGUUGAAAACCUGGAAAAUAUUUAUGGUCAACUUUCUUGUAUUGAAUCUAUAUGGGUUUAUGGAAACAGUUUUGAGCCCUUCCUUGUUGCUGUUGUUAACCCCAGCAAGCAAGCACUUGAGCAUUGGGCAGAAGAAAAUGGUAUAUCAUUGGACUUCAAUUCUCUCUGUGAAGAUUCUAGGGCAAAAAGUCACAUCAUUGAAGAGCUUUCAAAGAUUGCGAAGGGAAAGAAGUUGAAAGGUUUUGAGUUUAUAAGAGCAGUCCAUCUUGACCCGGUUCCAUUUGACAUGGAACGUGACCUUAUCACUCCUACGUAUAAGAAGAAGAGGCCUCAGUUGCUUAAAUACUAUCAGAAUGUCAUUGAUAACAUGUACAAGACGGGAAAUAAACCCAAUGCCUGAGAUCCGCUUUGGGAGUUAAUGCCAUGAAGAUAAUUUAUUUUUUGCAUGUUAUUGUAUUUGCCUCUGUUCAAUUGUCUCCUCUUGAUGACUGUAUAUAUGAUUAUUCAGAGAUGACAGACAAUAUUUCAUGCUUAGAUUCUGCUCAACUGUAGAGGAUACGAAAAUAUAAAAUUAGAGUUUAAUCAAAUUAUUGGCUCGA
Molecule: messenger RNA, 2491 nt
Organism: Gastrolobium bilobum
Lineage: Eukaryota; Viridiplantae; Streptophyta; Magnoliopsida; Fabales; Fabaceae
Product: long chain acyl-CoA synthetase 4
Exons: 19
Coding region: 304-2292 (662 amino acids)
Biological process (GO): fatty acid metabolic process
Cellular component (GO): endoplasmic reticulum; membrane
Molecular function (GO): long-chain fatty acid-CoA ligase activity
Source: RefSeq, a predicted model, not a curated record